AUUGCUCCACCAGAGAGAAAGUACUCUGUCUGGAUCGGAGGUUCAAUUCUUGCCUCAUUGUCCACUUUCCAGAACAUGUGGAUCACCAAGGAAGAGUACGACGAGUCUGGCCCAGCCAUCGUCCACAGAAAGUGCUUCUAA
Messenger RNA from Entamoeba invadens IP1, 141 nucleotides. Its product is annotated as actin, putative. The annotation marks the transcript as partial. NCBI's taxonomy places the organism in Eukaryota, Evosea, Mastigamoebida, Endamoebidae. The transcript has a single exon. The record is from RefSeq and is a predicted model, not a curated record.